Messenger RNA from Diaporthe amygdali, 1539 nucleotides. RefSeq lists its product as uncharacterized. Bases 1 to 1539 code for a protein of 512 amino acids. The transcript has 2 exons. Gene Ontology annotation, biological process: carbohydrate metabolic process. The record is from RefSeq and is a predicted model, not a curated record. Lineage: Eukaryota; Fungi; Ascomycota; Sordariomycetes; Diaporthales; Diaporthaceae.
AUGAUCGCCUCGACGUUCUUGCUGCGGGUGGCUCUGCUUAUCGGUGUUGUAUCUGCUCAGUGUCCUGAUUAUUCGUCAUAUUCUACCGAGCGUCAUCUUCCGUACUCCAACGGCACAUACCAGUUGUCCUACAUGCGGCCCGACCCUGCUUGCCGAACUUUCAACUCAUCCGAUGUCGAGGAUGUGCUCAUUCAGAUGGAAAGUGUAAUAAGGGAUCCGGAUUUGUACCGUCUCUUUCAGAACACGUACCCCAAUACUCUCGAUACGGCAAUCAAAUGGAAGGUAUUUGCUGCCAAUGACUCGGAGGAAGAACUCACAUUUGUGAUCACGGGUGAUAUAGAUGCUAUGUGGCUCCGAGACUCGGCCAACCAGGUGCAACCUUACCGAUCUUUGAUCAAGGCGAACGAUUCUUCGGCAGACGGCAUUGCCUCGUUGUUCCGUGGUGUUAUUAAUAUCCAAGCACGAUACUUGUUGUUCGGGCCUUUCUGCAACGCAUUUCAAGCUCCUGUCGAGUCGGGCAUCCCUCCUGCAGAGAAUGGGGCCGCAGUUGGUGUCACCGUAAAGCCGGCGUACAACAACGCGACUGUCUUCGAGUGCAAGUACGAGCUUGAUAGCUUGGCCGCAUUCCUUCAGGUAUCGACCGACUAUUACAACGCGACAAAAGAUGUGGAGUUCUUUGGAAAAUUUCAAUGGGUUUCCGCCGUCCAAGCCGUCCUGGAGACCGCCAAGGCCAUGCAGACACCGAGCUACGCUGAAGAUGGCCGAGUCCUCGAGAGUCCUUACACCUUCAGCCCCGGACUCAACGGUGGCCAAGGCAGCCCUGUGGCAAAUGGCACGGGACUGAUCCGCUCGGCCUUCCGGCCCAGUGACGACAACACGCUGUUCCAGCUUUUCGUCCCAGCCAAUAUGAUGUUCUCGCGGAACCUCGCUAGUACAGCAGAGAUUGUGGCGGCAUUAGGCGAUGCUGCUCCUGCUGGCUUAGCUACCCAGAUGACUGACUUUUCAGACUCGCUCAGAGACGCGAUUGAGAGUUCCGGCAUUGUAACAGAUGCUGAUACCGGUACGAGGAUCUUCGCGUACGAGGUGGACGGUUUCGGGAGCACAGCGAUUAUGGAUGAUGCCAACAUACCUUCUCUGCUGUCGGCGCCAGUUCUGGGGUACUUGGAUGUCAGCGACGAGGUCUACCAGAACACACGAGCGGUCAUCCUAGACCAAUCGGGCCCGACAGGCAAUCCUUACUUCAUGCGAGGCCCAGUGAUCAACGCCGUCGGAGGCCCGCAUGUAGGUUUAGGCCAGGCAUGGCCGAUGGCAAGCAUUGUGAGGAUCUUGACAAGCGCCGACGAGGCGGAAAUAACAACUUCGUUGAAGGAGAUUGUCAGUAGUACCGACGGUCUUGGGUUAAUCCACGAAAGUGUCAACACCUUUAAUCAGAGCGAAUGGACAAGGCAGUGGUUCACCUGGGCGAACGGGCUUUUUGGGCAGAUGAUUCUGGAUCUCAAUGAAAGAAAGCCGGAGAUACUUCAGCUCAAUUUUCAGUAG